AUGUCGACAGCUGUAGCUCCAGCAAUAAUGGCUGCGCUCCCACCCCUUGACCGAAAUCCGAGCCCAAGAGCAUAUCCACCAUUAGCUCCUUCGAGUAACUCGACCCCUAAGGACAGAAAUUCAGAUAUGGCCAUGACCUCGGAAAUGAGUGGUGGCAUGAAUUCAAGUGAAAGGACACCUUCAGAUGGGAAAAGGUCCCCUAGGUCUAGGAGCAACGGAAAUCCCAAGAUCAUCGUCAAGAAAGAGCCACCAACAUCUCCCUCGCUCCAGGCGAGUACUCGUCACCGUCCAAAGAAGUUGGAUUUGAAUACAAAUACCUCGAUCUCCACCGGCUUGAACUCGCGGCCUUCUGCAACACCACUGACUGCAAGAGACGGCCUGGUGAUGCAUGACGUCGGUUUAGCCUGUUUGUCGCCUGGCUUUCAGACCCAAGAUCCUGCCAUGCGGGAACAGCUUGAACGCAGCAUUUCAGUCCGGGACCAACAACGAUCAAUCAUCCAGGCAAGACUCCUUAAAUCCGCUCGAGGCGAUGCGCCCGAGUCUGGAAAGCCUGGUGAAGGAGCUGGCCCAACCUCGAGCAAGAGCACCGUAAAUGGUUCGAAGAAGAGACCCCCACCAGGUUUAUCGAUUGUCCCCCCUCCCGCCGAACGAUUUGCCAACGAAAGGGUCAUACAAUCCGCACCAUUGAAUCAGACCUUCACCGGUCGACAUGACCCUCCUCCUAUGUCGAGGCAGAUUAACAACCAAACACCCAACCUGGCGCAAAACUCACAUAUUCAUCAUGUGCCUGCUAUGCAGACAACGAACCGGUUGCCUCCUAUUGCCGAUGUCUUCGGGGCUAACGAAUUGCAUCCGGGCGCUAGUCGACCGCCUUUCCUUCACGCAAGCUCAACUUCGUCUCAAAGCCAUGGUCCUCCCCUGCCAUCGCCAGGAUUCGCUCCGCAAACAGCUCACCCGGCGUCUCAGCAUCAAUCACAUAAUUUCGACCGCCCAAGAGAAUAUCGAUCGGCGGAAGAAGCAGUGCAUGAGUUGACCGGGGGCCGGGAGGAGCUGUUGCCGAAAAUCGUUCACUAUGGUGGUCACCAACCCCCUACACCUCCUUCACCUCGCGUUGGGCAUAAAGACAGUCUGACUCCGCAUAAAUACCAACCCAGCAUGCAAUCCACAAGCAGGAGGAGAAGUCGCAACGAGUAUGAAGAUGGCAGCAGUCCCCCGCUCGGUCCAGGCCCCGAUCGAAUUCGUUACAACGGACCUUUUGGGGAGGGAAGGGACAGCCCGGCUACUCAGAGAGCAAAGAAGGAGGAGUUCUUGAGCCUGUGCUCGAGAGCCUGGGACUUGUUCCACUCCUGA
Molecule: messenger RNA, 1350 nt
Organism: Fonsecaea pedrosoi CBS 271.37
Lineage: Eukaryota; Fungi; Ascomycota; Eurotiomycetes; Chaetothyriales; Herpotrichiellaceae
Exons: 2
Coding region: 1-1350 (449 amino acids)
Source: RefSeq, a predicted model, not a curated record